AUGGGGAGCUUGAUCGAUGAAGCAGAAACCGAGGAGCAGCCCCUGGACCUGAAGCCAUUGCACUCACUGGCGCCGAUGUUCCCUACCCCUCCAGGGUAUGAUGUGGUGACCACUGGAUCAUCCGACCCACCAUUCGUCUACAUCACACCAAUACAACAACACCCUGGGCCGGCUCCAGCUUCAUUUGAUGGGCCGCCACCAGGGUUCUGCUCCUCACCACAACAACAACACCCUGGGCCAGCUCCAGCUUCAUUUGAUGGGCCGCCACCAGGGUUCUGCUCCUCACCACAACCACCACAACAACAACGCCCUGGGCCAGGUCCAGCUUCAUUUGCUGGGCCAGGGUCUGCAGUUCCUCUCAAGGCUACGCCAAUCUCGGCAGCAUUUCCCGCGCGGCGGCCCAAGGAGGAAACCUCGGAUGAAGAUUACACUCCUGCUUCCGAGAAGAGGAAGCCAUCUUCAUCUUCACCCAAGAGGACAACCAAGAAGGCUCGGCAGGCUGGAGACUCCACUGCAGCUACCCACAAGACAAAAGGGGACUCCACUGCAGCCAACAUCAAGCAUAGACCGAUCAGGAGGAGCCUGAGCAAGGGGCUCGCCGGCUGGCCCUCCACAUCGGACAACCCAAGGGAGGCGGUGGAAGCGGCCAUGGCCAUGUUCGACUCGCUCCGGCGCCGGAUGCUGCAGCUGGAUGAGAAGGAGGGCUUGGGCAGGCGCGCAGACCUCAAGGCCAGUGUUCUCAUGAACCAUAACAACCUGAGGAUCAAUCAACUCAAGACGAUAGGGCCCGUCCCGGGUGUCGAAAUCGGAGAAAUCUUUUUCUACAGGAUUGAGAUGUGCAUCGUGGGACUGCAUGCACCAUCGAUGGCCGGCAUCGACUACCUGUCAGCUAAGUUUGCCGGGAGGGACGAGAGCCUGGCCGUGAGCAUCAUCUCGUCAGGCGGAUACGAGAACGUUGAAGAUGAGACUGACACCCUGGUGUACACGGGCCAAGGAGGUAACAGCCGGCGCAAGGAGAAGCACGACCAGAAGCUGGAGAAAGGAAACCUUGCUCUCAGCAACAGCGCCAGCAAGAAGAACCAGAUCAGGGUGGUGCGCAGUGCACGGGACCCUUUCUCCAUCUCAGGAGGCAAGGUGUACAUCUACGAUGGAGUGUAUCGCAUCGAGGACUCCUGGAUGGACAGAGCCAAGAACGGGUUCAGUGUGUUCAAGCACAGGCUGAGGAGGGAGCCGGGGCAGCCUGACGGGAUUUCAGUUUGGAAGAUGACAAACAAGUGGAAGGCGAACCGUGCCACGAGAGAAAAGGCCAUAGUGCUGGAUCUAUCAUCAGGGGCUGAAAAUCUGCCUGUGUGCCUUGUCAAUGAAGUCGACGGCCAAAGGGGGCCGGGCCACUUCGAGUAUGUUACCGGAGUGAAGCACUCGAGACCUCUUAAUAGGAACAAGCCAUUGCACCACUGUGAGUGUACUAGUGUGUGCAUGCCAGGUGACACCAAUUGUUCGUGCGCGCGGCAGAAUGGCGGCGAUAUUCCCUACGACUUAGACGGGGUGCUUGCGAGGCAUGUCCCGAUGCUUUAUGAGUGCUCUCGUGACUGCCAUUGUACCAAGGAUUGUCGGAACAGGGUUUCACAGAAAGGUGUUCAGCUGAACUUUGAGGUUUUCAGGACUGGAGACCGUGGAUGGGGUCUCCGAUCAUGGGACCCGAUCCGUGCCGGCGCAUUCGUGUGCGAGUACGCCGGUCAAGUCAUGGACGAACCCAACAUGAACAUGGAUGUCGAGGAAGACGAGUACACCUUUCGCGCAACAUGUCCAAGUGACAAGGCUUUAAGAUGGAAUCUGGGUGCAGAGUUGCUUGAGGAAAAAGGUGCAGAUGCCACAGCCGAGAGGUUUAAGAAACUUCCUGUCGUCAUAAGUGCAAAAGAUGCAGGCAACGUUGCUCGUUUCAUCAAGCACAGCUGCUCCCCGAAUCUGCUCUGGCAGGCUGUGCAAUAUGACCAUGCCGAUGAUAGUUAUCCGCAUAUCAUGUUCUUCGCCAUGAAACAUAUCCCUCCCAUGACUGAACUGACAUAUGAUUAUGGCAUAAGAGGCGCUCCUCCGGGUAUCAAGGGGAAAUCUCCCCUGGUUUGCAACCUCAAGCCAUGCUUCUGUGGAUCUGCAAACUGUCGAGGUUCUUUCUGAGACAAAACAUGCUGGGCAUAAACAAGGUUGUUAUGCUGCUCUAUGGUACACCGUGGCUGGGCGGUCCGGCGGAGUAGCCAGCGUCUCUGUAUUUUGGACAAGGGAGCAUUCAGAGUAGGCAGCCGUCCUCUGUGUUUUGUAUGCCAGUGGUGGCCAAGUCCAAGAGUCUGCCUGGUGGCUUCUGUGAUGCAAAAUCAUGUGUUGUAGAUCUUGCAUAUGCAGGCGUGUCAUGUGCAAAUCAUGCAGCAGAUGUCAAAAGCAUGAACCAUCUAGUAUCAUGUGUUCUUUACUGUUGUGCCGCUGCUGCUUCUUUUACUCUCUGAGCUGCGAACUGCUGCUUCUGUGAACGCAAGAAAGGGAAGGACCUUGUUUGGGUUGGUAUUCUUGAUUUAGAAGAAGCAUGCCAAGUUUGAUCAGAUUUUUGAAAAA
Molecule: messenger RNA, 2604 nt
Organism: Hordeum vulgare subsp. vulgare (domesticated barley)
Lineage: Eukaryota; Viridiplantae; Streptophyta; Magnoliopsida; Poales; Poaceae
Product: histone-lysine N-methyltransferase, H3 lysine-9 specific SUVH1-like
Exons: 2
Coding region: 1-2175 (724 amino acids)
Cellular component (GO): nucleus
Molecular function (GO): zinc ion binding; protein binding; histone methyltransferase activity
Source: RefSeq, a predicted model, not a curated record